Molecule: messenger RNA, 1771 nt
Organism: Diospyros lotus (date-plum)
Lineage: Eukaryota; Viridiplantae; Streptophyta; Magnoliopsida; Ericales; Ebenaceae
Product: histone H1
Exons: 4
Coding region: 79-1260 (393 amino acids)
Biological process (GO): chromosome condensation; nucleosome assembly; negative regulation of DNA recombination
Cellular component (GO): nucleosome; nucleus; nucleolus
Molecular function (GO): double-stranded DNA binding; nucleosomal DNA binding; structural constituent of chromatin
Source: RefSeq, a predicted model, not a curated record
UUUCGCUCUCUCUCUCUCUCUCUCUCUCUCUGUAAUUGAAAUAAUUUCGUUUCAUAAAUUCUCUCUGUUCGAACCUCCAUGGUUUCGUCAACGGAUCCACCGCCGACCGGCCAACCACCGCCACCUCCACCGCCACGGCCUGCGGUGGCUGAACCGCCGGCGCACGUAGCUCACGCCGCCAAUCCUACUCCGCCUAACAACCACCACAACCACCCGCCCUAUGCCGAGAUGAUAACGGCGGCGAUUGCGGCGUUGAAGGAGAGGAAUGGGUCGAGCAGGCAAGCGAUAGCGAAAUACAUAGAGAAGGAGUACCCGAACUUGCCGGCGAAGCAUUCGGCCUUGCUGACUCACCACCUGAAACGAUUGAAGAACAGUGGUCAGCUUCUCAUGGUCAAGCACUCGUACAAGCUUCCUAGAUCUACUGCUCCUCUUCUUCCAUCUGCCACUGAUGCUACUGGAAAUGGAAACGCGUCGUCUUCUGGGCAGAAGAGAGGGCCUGGCCGGCCGCCUAAGGCCAGGGUUGAGGCCCAGCCCAUCAGUGUUGGGGUUGGGCCGGAGUCGGUGCUGGUUUCUUUGGGGCUCGUUGACGAGCCUGCUCCUGCUCCUGCUCCUGCUCCGCAGUCGAAGAGAGGGCGCGGGCGGCCGCCGAAAAGUGGGUUGGUGGGGAUGGAUUCGGGGGCUAAGCGGGGCCGCGGUAGGCCUCCUAUGCCCAAGCCGUUGUCCCUUUUGAUGGGCCAGAGUGGGCCGAAGAGGAGGCCUGGACGCCCUCCCAUUGGAUCUAGACCUAGGGGUCGGCCCAAGAAGGACGGUUCUGUAGCGAAGACGCCGGGCAGGGGCCGUGGCCGGCCGCCCAAGAACGCCGUGGCACCGGCUGCUGCUGCUCAUUCUGAUGCUGCAGCAGCUGUCGGUGGUGAUGGAGCAUUGGCUGUUGUGGGAGAUGGUCUCCUGCCGGUGAAGCGGCGGGGCCGGCCGCCGGGAUCUGGUGGGAGGCCUAGAAAGCUUUCGGGAAAACCCUUGGGUCGGCCCAAAAAGAAUGCACUGAUGGCUGGGGACCAAGCUGUUGCAACUCAAGAGGUGGUGGCUUAUGAAGAACUCAAGAACAAACUUGAGCAUUUUCAAUCUAGAGUCAGACAUGCAGUCAGUCUGGUGAAGCCACAGUUAAACAACGAAACUGCAGUGAGUGCGCUGGGGGCAUUGCAAGAGUUGGAACAGCUUGCAACGCUAGAUUUGAGCACCCCAUUCCAUGUUCAGGAGCAAUGACCACUGUAAAAUUGAAACAAUUGCACAGACGACCAAGGACCAUGCUGCAAAUAGUUGAGGAUCGGGAUUGAUUCAAGGAUCUGAGAGUUGGGGAGGAGGGAAGUGCUUGGGAGGAUGCACAAGGAUUGGGCUAAAAAGCUAAUUCUUUUUGAUGGUGAGGUAUGGGAAUUGGUAAUCUGUCUUAACUUUUCAGUGGCCAUGAAUGGGAAAUUUGUAUCAGUACUUAAUGCGGGUAGGAAAAAUUUGAAUGCUUAAGGCCAUUAAUUUUAGUUUUAUUUUGUGUUUGUGCCUACAUACCAAUGGCUUGGAACCAUCAAAUUUAGGUCAUUUUGGCAGCCCCCACCCCCCCCAAAAAAAAAAAAAAAAAAAAAAGACCCACCCUUUCCUCUUUUGGCUAUUUGCAGAACAGCCAUUUCCCCCUUUUUUAAUGUUUAUUUUCAGCUUUGCGAUGGAAGAUUAAGAAACAACAGGCUGAGAGUAUACUGAUUCUCUUGGUUGAAUCACUCUACAA